GGAGGAAAAACUCCUGACUUGUGUUUCCAGAACUGCACGAUAACAGACAGGAAGAUGGCAAAACGCCCUCCAGGAGGUCCUGAGUCAAUCAGCUGUAAUGGGUACGCAGAGCGAGUACAGGUGAAGUGGACGAUGGAGGUGUUGUGUUACGGUUUGACUCUCCCAUUGGACGGAGAUACCGUCAAACUCUGCGUAGAUGUCUACACUGAUUGGCUGAUGGCCCUGGUUUCCCCGAGAGACUCCAUCCCUCCACCAAUCAGCAGAGAGCCCAACCUGUACGUCCAGACGAUCCUCCGACACCUGUACAGCCUGUUCCUGCCCAGGUCAGACCAGGCGAGUCCGGGCUACCUGUCUCUCUGUCAGCAGGUGUUGUGUGCAGUUCAGUCAUUGGCCAGAGAGAGCGCUGUGAUGAACAGAGACACCUGGGAAACUCUGCUGCACUUCCUGCUCCACAUCAACCAUGCCAUUUUGGCCCCGCCUACUGCCGCAGGCGGAGUGUCGGAGCAGCUGUCUCACCUGUCUAUGGCGGUGCUGUUUGAGGUGUGGUUGCUGUCUUGUUCUCGGUGUUUUCCGUCUCGCUGUCUGUGGCAGACGGGCAGACAGAUGUUGAGCAGCUGGAGACAUCAGCCUGCAGUGGUGGAGCAGUGGAGCCGAGUCAUCGCCGCCCUGACCUCCAGGUUGUUGCUGCUGACCUUCGGCCCGUCCUUCCCUCCCUUUAAAAUCCCAGAUGAAGACGCUGCUCUGAUCCCUGCAGACAUGGAUGAAGAGCGAGUCCCUCACACCUGGUUCAGGUUCCUGCACCUGCUCAGUAACCCAGUGGACCUCAGCCACCUGGGGAUUGUCGGUUCAACUCCUUCCUCUCAGCAGGAGGCGUUGAGUGGAGAUAGUCAGCUGCCAAAUGUCUUCUUCAGAGCCAUGAGAGGAGUCAGCGCGCUGGUCGAUGCCUUCCUGGGUGUGACUGUGGGCAACAAAGAGCAGUUGCUGCCACACACAGGACUGACGAGGAUCCACUUCAGAGACCGGUUGCCUUCUUUCGGUGUUGCUGUGACCAGGAGCCCGCUCAGAGACCGGCUCCCCUCCUAUGGUUUCUCUCGACCUCGUUCUGGCAGUGCCCCGCCCACCCCGGCGAACAUACUGAGCAUGCCCAGUAGCCCUCCCUCCACCACCUCCCCCCCUCCGCACAACAGACAACUAAAACCUGCAAAUGUUUCCAAGGCUGCCAGCAGACCUCCUCCGACAUCUUCCUGCCUACAUCACUGGAAGUCUUCCUCUCUCCGUCUGUGCUCCUCCCCUCGACCCUCCCCCUCCCCCCUCAGGUGUAACGUGGACUCCCUCCUGCACCUGUUCGGCUGCUGGCUGUUUGACGCUGCUCUCAUUGGCAGAGACCCUGGUCUGCCCUGUCGUAAUACACACACUGGUCAGUGUGAUGUCACUGUGAUGACAGAGAGGUUAGUUGCCGGUCGAGCCGAGGCCUGCGGGACGCUCUGCAGGAUCUUUACCUGUAAGAAGACUGCAGAGGACAUCCUGUCUGUCUACCUGUCCAGGUUCUACCUGGUUCUCCUGCAGGGCCUCCAGGUGUCGAACAUGGCAUGUCCUCCUGUUCUGGCCUCCAUCCUGCUUAAUUCCACCUGUCUGUUCUGCUGUGACCUGAGAGGAGUGAACCUGCUGCUCCCUUCCUUCAUCUCAGCUGUGGAGAAUGUGCUGCUUGACAGAGAGCUGUUGAGGUUUAAGAGUUUUGUGAGUCUGGUGGAUCUGAGGCGAGCCUCCAUCCUCGUCCUGCUGUCCCUGCUGCCCCUCCCUCUGCACUUUGGAUCCGUCCAUUCAGAGGUGUUACUGGACGGGCGGUUCAGUGAUGAUGUCACAGCAGGCAGCUUCCUGUCUCUGGAGCCCCGCCUCAUCAGCGUUCUGAUUGGAGCUCUGCAGAUGGAGACCGACGCCUGCAACACACAGAUCAUCCUCGCGGCCAUGUUGACCCUGGUCCAGGACUUGGCUCUGUUAGAAGCUGCAGGACUAACUCAGCAGCAAACUGAGUCCCAGCACCAUGGAGCCAGUACACCCAGACAAACCAGUGGGACCAGCGGGACCAGCGGGACCAAUAGAGCCGGUGCAAACAGACGAACCAGAGGACCCUCCGCCCAAUUAGAUGCAGCGGGGAUCCUGUGGGUUCAGUUCGUGCGUCUGCUGACUCAGCGUCUGACGGCUCAGUGGAGGAACGACUCAGCAGUUUGUCUUUCUGCGCUGGAAGUACUGGGAGGACUGGCCAAGGUGGAGGUGAAUGUGGAGGACGCAGAGAGGAGGCGAGCGGUCACUUCAGUCUGCAGUUACAUCGUGUUUCAGUGUAGUCGUCCUCCUCCACUUCACUCCAGAGAUCUGCACUCCAUCAUCGUCGCUGCGUUCCACUGUCUGAACACCUGGUUAACUCAACACCCCGCCAUGCUCGACCAGCAGGAGUGCUUGUUGGAGGUUCUGGAGAUCGUGGAAUUGGGAAUUUCAGGCAGUAAGUCCAGACAGGAACAGGAAGUGAGGUCUAAAGAGGAGAAAGAGCUGAACCCAGCCUCUCUGCGGGUGAAGGAGGCAGCUGAGGCCACGCUGAGCUGUGUGAUGCAGGUUUCGGGGGCCUUCCCGUCCCUCGGAGGCGUGCUGGAUGAGGACACUCUGAUUGGCUGCUCCUCACUGAAGAAGUUCAGAUACUUUGUGGUGGACAGCUCGGUGAUCCUGGCCAUGCUGGAACAACCACCGGGACCUGAGCAGGCGUCGUGUCCGGCGCUCACAGUGCUGAUCAGAGGACUGUCAGGAUGUCACACCUGGACUCUGCAGCUCCACCUGCAGCCCAGAGAGGGAAGAGCGCGCACACAGCAAACUCUGAUCCCAGAACGCCGCGGUGGAGCCCAGGAGCAUGCUGGGAAACGAUGUGGUGUCAAACAUCAGCAGUUUCCUGAAAACACUGCCAGCGGCCCUUCAGUUAAAGCAGAUCUGAGUAUUCCAGCUCUGCAUGAGACGGUUUCUGAGGAGGUGCAGCAGCAGCUGGAACGUCUGCGAGCGGCGCUGACAAGGCAGCGACAGGUCGAGGCCGGGCCGCAGGUGAAGCGACGGUCGGCCGUCAUGACGUCCUGCAGGCCGCCGCCCCCCGUCACCUACUUCCAGACAGCGAGACUCUUCUUGUCCCACCUGGGCCUGCUGACACGCGAGACCCUGAAGGAUCCAGGUACCGGCGGUGUCCCGGCUCAGCUGGUGUCUCUGGACUCGUCUCUUCCGGGUUUCUUGGAGGAUCUGAGACGUUUGGACCAGCUGCCGUCCAGAAACUGUGACUCCGCCUUCGUCUUUUACAUGAGAGCAGGACAGAGGACAGUAGCUGAGAUUCUGAGCAACGUGGAGUCCAGUUGCAGCGUCUCCUCUCACUUCUUAGACUUCCUGUCGUCUCUCGGUUGGCCAGUGGAGGCCGGGCGACGACAGGUGGGUGGGUUCAACAGUUCAGAUUUCCCUGUAGUGCUGGGUGAGAGUGGAGGGGGGGUGUUUAACGGUGAGAGAUUUGUCCUGAUGUAUGCCGACGCUCUGACUGAGAUCACCUUCAUCGUCCCAUCAUCUUCAUCACACGCGGUUCAUUUGUCAAAGAGUCCAGAGGAGAUGGAGCCUCCGACUGAGCUACUAUCCAACCUGCAGAGUCAUUCUGAACUCAGCCAGGACUCUGCCCCCCAUCCCACAGGUUCUCCAGUUGAAGACUUGAACUCUUUUGGUCUUCCGUGGUCGGUCUCUGGCUCUGAAUGGAAGCUCCUGAUAGUCUGGGUCGAGCACUUGGAGGAUAUCGAGAGUUUCCCUGUGUCUGACCUGCUGACGAGGACAGAACCACAGACCAGUGCGGCAAACGUCCAGGUGAUCUUCAUCCACCCUCUGAAAACUGGACUCUACCGGAUCUCGUUCCACGGAAACACCACCAGCAAGUUCGGUUUGGUCGUCCCAUUGGUCAACGGGAGUGUGGUCAGCAAGAGGUCUCUGGGUUUCCUGGUUAGAGAGAUGGUCAUCAAUUGUUGCCAGCGGCGACGUCUGGAAAGUGACAGCACCCCUCCGCCCCAUGUCAGAAGGAAGCACAUGAUCAGUGACAUCAUCCUUCGCUACCGCAGCCGCCGCUCUGAACCUGCCUUCUACUCCGGCCUGUUCCAGGACCCCUGACUCCACCUGUCGAGACUAUUAGAGCUGACUGCGAUACUUUUGCAUAGUUGUCGGGUUCCACAAUCAGGGGACGUUCUGCAGUCGAUUAUUGUCAUUUACAUGAUGAUUUUUAGCUUUAUUUGCUUCUGUUACAUUUCUUGCCACCUGUAAUGCAAAACGAAGAAUAUUCUUCUGAGGGAGAACCCCCCAGGCCCCAGUAUCAAAUAUUUAAUCAAUAAAUAUUAAAACAAAAAUA
Messenger RNA from Micropterus dolomieu (smallmouth bass), 4402 nucleotides. RefSeq names its product ral GTPase-activating protein subunit beta-like. The record is from RefSeq and is a predicted model, not a curated record. The coding region runs from base 55 to 4167 and encodes 1370 amino acids. Gene Ontology annotation, biological process: regulation of small GTPase mediated signal transduction; activation of GTPase activity. Gene Ontology annotation, molecular function: GTPase activator activity. Lineage: Eukaryota; Metazoa; Chordata; Actinopteri; Centrarchiformes; Centrarchidae. The transcript is spliced from 32 exons.